UUUAGCGCAUAAACUCCCACUGUGGGUAUCACGGGUAAACUGGUAUUCUGUGCCGUGGGGUAGUGUUUUACUUCUCAACCUUGGACCGGAGGUUCUCUGUGUGCCCGUUGCUUCUGCCCUGACGGAUCUGUGCGCAUCUGAUCGAGCUGGAAUAGAGAACUGGGAACAUUUUGGGCCCUUUCUCCUUCGCUGCACCCUGUGUUCCCCUCUCUGCAGCGGUCGCGCUGGCGUCGCGGGGACCGGGCGAAGCGUUCUGUCGGUCGCUGUUAUGACAGGGCGGGAGGACAGCGGUCCAGGCGGAGCCGCGUUUGUUUUGUGUGGCGAAAUGAGGCAAGGGGUGGAGAGUCGCCACAGAGACGCUGGGCUCUGGCCAAACAUCGCCGCAUUUUAGCAUCGCUUCGUCUUCUCCCUGCAUGCGGGGAUUCCGCACUGAGCGUGCGCUGCGUUGCUGAUCGACCGCACAUUCAUACGUUUAAAAAGACAAUCUAUCUUUGCAAGGUGCAUGGUGGAGGAUGCAGCUUGUUUGAGGACACCCCCCACCUCUCUCCGUCUCCUCCACAUAUCCAUCGCUGCCAUGACAGGCAGAGGUCUCCUCUGGAGCUCGGCUCGGUCGCUCGGAGAGCUGGCAGAUUGAUUCGGGACGGUGGGCCUCGUUUCUGCGGAUGUCAUUCUGUCUGUGGAUGCUGUGAACACCAUCCACUCAAACACUGCAAUCGUUGCUCAGGGGGAGGAAAGAUAGGGGGAGAAGGAAAACAUGUCGUCUCGAUCUGCAUUACAGUCUGGAAACGACAGGAGCACAGGAGAUCAUCAUGUGCCGCUUGGUGCCAGCCGCUCAGACAAGGCCACGAGCCAGUCCAGCCGCUCUUUGGGUGCCCGGUGCAGGAAUUCCAUCGCCUCCUGGUCCGAUGAGCAGCCGCACAUCGGCAACUACCGUCUGCUCAAGACCAUCGGCAAGGGAAACUUUGCCAAAGUCAAGCUGGCCCGCCACAUCCUCACAGGCAGAGAGGUUGCAAUAAAAAUCAUUGACAAAACCCAGUUGAACCCAACCAGUCUACAAAAGCUGUUUCGGGAGGUACGAAUAAUGAAAGGCUUAAAUCAUCCUAACAUAGUGAAGCUGUUUGAGGUGAUAGAGACGGAGAAGACCCUUUACCUAAUUAUGGAGUAUGCUAGUGGAGGUGAAGUGUUUGACUACCUUGUGUCACAUGGGAGAAUGAAGGAGGUUGAAGCCAGAGCAAAAUUUCGACAGAUUGUAUCUGCUGUCCACUACUGCCACACCAAGAACAUUGUCCACAGAGAUUUGAAGGCAGAGAACCUUCUGCUGGACGCUGACGCCAACAUCAAGAUUGCUGAUUUCGGCUUCAGCAACGAGUUCACGCUGGGGAACAAGCUGGACACAUUCUGUGGCUCACCGCCCUAUGCUGCACCUGAGCUUUUCCAGGGGAAGAAGUACGACGGCCCUGAGGUUGACGUCUGGAGCCUGGGAGUCAUCCUCUACACGCUGGUCAGCGGCUCGCUGCCGUUUGAUGGCCAGAACCUAAAGGAGCUGAGGGAGCGUGUGCUGAGGGGAAAGUACCGUGUGCCCUUCUACAUGUCAACCGACUGUGAGGGCUUCCUUCGCCGAUUUCUGGUGCUCAACCCAGCCAAGCGCUGCACGCUCGAGCAAGUCAUGAAGGACAAAUGGAUAAAUACAGGGUACGAGGGGGAUGACCUGAAGCCCCAUAUAGAACCUGUGGAGGACUAUAGUGAUCCAGGUCGUAUAGAGGUGAUGGUUGGAAUGGGCUUCACUCCGGAGGAAAUCAAAGACUCUCUGCUCAAUCAGAAAUACAACGAGGUCACCGCCACCUACUUACUGCUGGGCCGGAAAGGCGACGAGAGCAGUGAUGCUCGCACUGCUAGUACGCUGUCUUUGGCGAGGGUCCGACCCAGCCCCAUUACCAACGGGACAAACAAACACUCCUCAGCCACUGGCUCCUCCACCUCCUCCACCUCCUCCUCUCAUAGCAAGUCGCAGCGCAGUGCCUCCACCUACCACAGACAGCGGCGACAUAGCGACUUCUGCGGGCCUUCCAUGCCCGUCAUGCACCCCAAGCGGAGCCCGACCAGCACCGGGGACCGAGAGCUGCGGGAGGGCCGGAUGCCUUCACGUAAAGCCAGCUGCAGCGUAAUGGGGAGCCACAGCCUCCCUCCCUCUAGUCCGAUGGUCAGCAGUGCCAACAACCCCAACAAGUCUGAGAUCCCGGAGCGCCGCAAAGACAUGACAGCCACCACGAAUAACAUCCCUGGAAGCACCAUGACACGCCGGAAUACUUACGUGUGCACAGAUCGUUCAGGUGCUGACAGGCACUCUCUUCUGCAGAAUGGCAAAGAAAACAGUUCUCUGGGCCACCGCAUGCCUACAGCGUCUCCCUCCACGCUCAGCAUGGCUGGAGCUGGGGCAGCUUCCUCCUCUUCCUCAUCCGACCGAUGCCGCCUGACCCGAGGCUCCACAAUCCGCAGCACCUUCCACGGGGGGCAGCUGAGGGAUCGUGGCCCACCAGUCUACGCUGCCCCGCCCACAUCACCCACUCUGUCCCACCAUGAUGCCAGCCCGAUGCCCCACGCACGCACCAGGGCAAGCUCCAACCUCUUUACCAAGCUGACCUCGAAACUCACACGGAGGGUCAACCUUGACCCAUCGAAACGCCAGGGCUCAAACAAAUCAGUCUCGGGUUGUACUCUUCCACAAGGAUCAAAGACAGUUAGGUCACAAAUGAAUCUGAGGGAAUCCGGAGAUUUGCGGUCACAAGUUGCCAUCUACCUGGGUAUCAAAAAGCGUCCGAGCCCCGGGCCGUCGGACGUGGCUGGAAUCUGAGAGGCGGUGGGCGGCGGGACCCUGCGGAGGUGGUAUUGGCUCUGCAGGAGGCAGCGCUCGGAUGUGGUUGCCAGGUCCACCAUUCCGGCCCCUUUCUGCUCUCCUGCACCCAUGGCGUGGCAGGGGGCCGUGUGGCUU
Messenger RNA from Girardinichthys multiradiatus, 2989 nucleotides. It is a transcript of the gene mark4a, whose product is annotated as MAP/microtubule affinity-regulating kinase 4a. The transcript has 18 exons. Lineage: Eukaryota; Metazoa; Chordata; Actinopteri; Cyprinodontiformes; Goodeidae. Gene Ontology annotation, biological process: intracellular signal transduction; protein phosphorylation; microtubule cytoskeleton organization. Gene Ontology annotation, molecular function: tau-protein kinase activity; protein serine/threonine kinase activity; ATP binding. Bases 755 to 2851 code for a protein of 698 amino acids. The record is from RefSeq and is a predicted model, not a curated record. Gene Ontology annotation, cellular component: cytoplasm.